Messenger RNA from Thelazia callipaeda (thelaziosis nematode), 276 nucleotides. Lineage: Eukaryota; Metazoa; Nematoda; Chromadorea; Rhabditida; Thelaziidae. The record is from the annotation of a GenBank genome assembly.
AUGUGGAGGGAAGUCUUCUUUUUCGCUUUACUGAUUCUGGCGCUGUAUCGCAUUCCGGCACUCUGGCUGUACUUGUUCGGCGUUCAGAUUUGUUGUGCUCAUCGUUUUCGCUUCGUCCUCAUAAAAUCCAUAACGAGUAUCGAAGGAGAUGCUUUCGAGCGUGUUCUUGAGAACUAUCGAUUGAAUGCAUGCCUCGACGUGAUCAAAUAUACUGAUCACCUUCGCGUAGCGUUUGUAGAAAUUGGUUACAGUCCCAUCCCAAGUCAUUACAUUUAG